Molecule: messenger RNA, 5222 nt
Organism: Pocillopora meandrina
Lineage: Eukaryota; Metazoa; Cnidaria; Anthozoa; Scleractinia; Pocilloporidae
Source: the annotation of a GenBank genome assembly
GGUAUCGCCCUCGACAUGAAACCCCCGACCCACUACCCUCAACAAAAAGAUAAACUCGAAGUGACGUGACUUGGUUGACUAAGACGAUUUCAUUGGUGACGUGACGAAUUAACAUGGCGAAUUCCGGGAUAAGAAAGAGAGAAAGCUUGGAGGCUAUACCGGCCGGCGAACAAUCGUUUGUGAGAAGAACUGUAAAAAACUUAGUUUCUGGAACAUUUAGUGGUAUAGCUGUUUGCCUCGUUGGUCAUCCAUUCGAUACCCUCAAGGUUCGUCUCCAAACACAACCCGUUGACAAACCGGUGUACAAAGGACUUUUGGAUUGUUUUGUGAAAACCAUGAAAUGGGAAGGAAUUGGAGGACUGUACAAAGGAGUUGGUGAGAAGUCUAUGUGUUUUGCUUUUUUUCCAGUGUCUCAAUAAACUUUUUUCAUAUGUCCCAAGUUUUGCAAGGGUGAAGAGAUCUAUGCUAUAUUUAGAUUUACCGGUAUUUAAGGAACUUGAAUCUAUUCCUACCGCAAAAUACCGAGGGAACAUAAGCCUAACAACUUUAAAAGAAACCACAGUUUCAUACUCAUGAUUAAAUUAUUGGACUCCUACUUCACAGUCUUUCAGUUUUGCUAAUCACUUGAAUGAUUGCAGACGAAAUUGAACUCCGCUCAUUCUUAUUACCAAUUGCAAGCAAUUAUCAAAUUUGGACAACUACAAAGCAGGAUGACUAGUAACUGUCUUAUUACAGGUGCCCAAUUUCAACCAACUGUCCCAUUAUACUUUCAGAUUACAACCCUCCAGAACUGAAGUGAUAAGUGUUUCAAGCAGUUUAUCCACCAAUGGUUUUUAAAAGGAGGAUCUUUGAUCCUUUUUUUCAGUGACUGAUUACACUAUAUUUUUAUAGUUUUUACCAGAACGCAAGUCAAAUAAAUUUUUAAAACAUAUUCAUUUGUUGAAUAAUCAUGCUUCAAAUCACUGUUUUCUCUCCAGGCUCACCCAUUGUGGGUCAGAUGUUUUUCAGAGCAACUCUCUUUACAUCCUAUUAUCAGGCAAGUGGAACAAAUUAGUAAUGAAAUUUAUUAUGCAUUGCUACAUUAUGUGUCUAUACAAGUGCUACUCUAUUUUUAAAAAAAGAGAGAAUAAUAAAAGGGUUUGUACAGUCUUGAAAUAGCUUUAAUUAAGAGAAGUGAAGCUCUUUCCAUUGAUUCUUACAGAGUGAAAUGUUUGUCAGCACAAUGGAUUUCUGAUAAAGUUUUUUUGGUCAUCAAGAAACUUCAAACAACAUCUUGACUUGAACAAUUUGAAGUCAAAGAAUGUCAUGCCAUAUACUGGCAGUAAUAGUGGUGUGUCUUUGAUUAUAUGCUAACUUCAAACCCUUGUGGCUGCAGUCUCUCAAAAGUGUUUUAAAAAGUGUGGACGAGAAAAGAUCCAUCCUUUGAAUGAACACCUUGAAGAAAGUUGUAGAUUAGAAAGGUUGCUUUUUGCUAUCUACCACUGCUUUACAGAGACAGGAAAUACUGACUAUUGUAAGAUGUUUUUUAUCUGUAUAAGGCACAUGUAGCACACAUAGUGAAAAAAAAUUCACCAGUCCAAUUUAUUGAUAUUUAAGAUGACUUUUUUUUUACUCCACAGAUAACUGCAUUUUUUGCUGGAAAAGAUCGUCUUGGUCAGCGCCUCACAGUUCCAGAGUACUUUCUAUGUGGUAUGUUUACAGGUGCUGUUGCUGCUUUGGUUGAAGGACCCAUUGAUUUGGUGAGUGUUUAUUUCUCAUUAAAACUAGAUUCAGCUUUGGAAACUUAGUGAUAGUUAAUCUCCAAACACAAUGAAAAUAACUAAACGGCAACCACAAUUUGUUAAUUUUACAUAAUAAUAUUGCUUUUUUUUCUCUGAGGCCUUAUUUGGGAUGAUCUUACAUUUGGUGGAAGCAUCAUAUAGUGCUUGAAAUUAAUGGGUUUUAUAUAUUCUAUAUACAUUGUUUUUAUCCUUUACAGGUGAAUGACAAACUCACAUAAUGACUACCUUACAGUUUAGUUGACCUUCAUAGCGCAGUUGGUAAAGGUAGUGCACCAAUAUCCAAAAAUAAUUAAAUAUAAAUUCAAAGUCCUGUUCUGACCUAAAUUUAUUCUAUCAUUAUUUAACAACUCUCUAAGUUAUCAAAGCGAGUGGGAUGAUCUAACAGGGUAAUUAUUGAAACUGAUAUUUUGCAGGUUAAUUGUUUGAUUUUCAGAUAUUCACUCAGAUGUUCAUAUGUGGGUUAUUUAUAAAACAUCUUGUUUUUUUAUUUAAAGAUGACCUAACUGAAUCCCUUCUUUUCUCAGUGGAGCAUAGGUUCAUGGAAUUUUUGCUGCCUAUUGGUCUGUCCAGCCUUACUCAACCCAUUGCCCAUACUUAGGGACAACCUUGACUCCCCUUUCUUUGAAAGUCCCACUGUUGAGACCAGCUACCUUUCCAUUCUUUAGAUGCUUGAUGGCCCUCUAGAUCUCUGCUGCACAUAGCCUGUACCAACUGACCUGCAAAGUAUCUCACUUAGUAGGUAGAUCCCUUAAGGGCUCUGCCCAACUUUUUCAUACUCUUCUUGAUCAGUGACCAACUGUCUGCUUUUGCCUCUGAUAGGUCUGUCAUCAAUCUUUCUAGCACCUGCCAGUGUUCUUGUGAUGGAAUGUAGCCUUUUUUUGAUUGCCUCUGUAUGAUCCUUCCCCCUUCCACAAAGUUCAUUCAGGUUGUUCCUGAUGUGUCACUGAACCUCCUUGUUGGUGUCAAUGUAUCAGAUACAGCCUCUAUCUUUCUGCUGUGGUGCAGUGUCUCCUUCAACUGGCUUUUGUUGUAUUCAAAGUCUUAUGCUGUUUGCACUUUCUUUCCUAGCAUGUCUUGAAAGAUAUCCUUUAGUUGUCAUGUCCUGUCCCACUUAGGAGCACAUAGGAAUAUACCUCAUCAUCCUUAUGGCAUAUUUGUGGCUUAUUUUCUUCAUGUUAAUAUCGCUCUUCAGCUUCAGGGUGAUGGUAUUGUGGAGCAACACUGACCCCUCUGUUUUCUCUGACAUCAAAUAAUGACAUUGUUGUGAACUUGAAAAAUGUUUAGAUGUGGUCAAUUGUGGGUCCUGCAACACUCAACCCCUUAUGUUUUCUCUGACAUCAAAAUCUAAUGAAGGAACAAAAGUUGAACUUUAUCCUACAAUUUCUUUAGCCCUUGCUUUCUGGAUUUUCUAUAUCUGCUCCUGUUUGUAUGACAGGUUUGGGAUGGGAGAAUUCCAGAGAGUUUCACAAAUCCUUGAGUGCAUUUCUUUCUCCAUACAUUCAAGCCGCCUCAUGUUUUAUAUUGAAAAUGAAAUAACGUUAAGAGUUCCUUUAAAAAUUUGGAUAUAAUUCAAAGUUCAUUAGACUGGUAUGAAAUCAAUAUUUUUCUUUGGAUUCCUGUUGCAUUAGUUAGUCCUAGAUAAUAGCUAGAUUUCUUGUGUAAAAUAAGGUUGAGCGAUGCUUCUGAGGAUGAGCUAGUAAAGGCCAAGGGUGAACCUACCUCCUUCCACUACUAACAUUUUAGUCUUCUCAUCAAAUUCAAUCCAAUGUACCUAGGUAACCUCAUAUCCAGACUUCUUUAACUGCUAAAUUUUGAAGUAGAGGUUACAGGGAAGUCCACAAACUAGUUUAAAAGGAGUGUAAAAUCAUACAGUCAUUGCUUUCAGUGCUGACAAAACGUUAGAGUUCAAUUUGUUACUUUGAAAUAUCUAACAAAAUACACUGUUUGGUCUUCUUUAGUUCAAGUCAAAGAUGCAAAUCCAAAUAAUACGAGCGAAAUCUGGAGAGUCAGUCAUGUAUAGGAAUGUGUUCCAUGCAGCUUAUGUUAUUGUAAAAAAACAUGGAAUCCGAGGAGCUUACCAAGGUCUGCCUGCUACGUGGCUAAGGAAUAUUCCAGCUAAUUCAGCUUUCUUUGGUGAGUUUAAACAAAACCUCGAAUUAGUUUAUCUAUGGGAUAGGGUUCAAUUUUAAAUCUGAGCUAAUCAAACCCGAAACUUAGUAUUGAUCCACGGAUUUUGCGAACGAAUAAGUGCUUCUUUGAAAUUUUUUUCCUUGAAAGAAAAACUAGCGAGAAACACUGUGAAGUCCAGUGCGUAUUGUUUGACUAACGCAGACUUCUGCAGGGCGUCGUGGUGGCACUACAACACAAGGAGUCUGUCUACAUACCAUGAUCAGAAAGUAUGCCUUAAUUAGAAGAAACAGAAAAAACAUGUUGAAGUAUGUUUUCAGCGUUUUAAAGCUGUAAUUUGCAGUGUUGCUCACUAACUUAGCUUUCAUAUGACAAACCUAUGAUUGUCUUCUUAUUCUUCCAGGUUUCUAUGAAUUAUGUCGCACUCUGUCGAUACCCGAGGGAGGUACGGUAUUUGACUUAUCCCCCAUGGCAUUACUUGCCUCUGGGGGAACCGGGGGAUUUCUAUAUUGGUUCCUUACAUACCCUACGGAUGUUAUCAAGUCUACUAUGCAAGCCGAUGAUUCUGUGGUGGAGAAAAGACGAUUUAAAAGCAUUAGGGACUGUGUAAAAAAACUUUAUAACGACGAAGGAGGAUGGAGGCGAUUCUACAGAGGCUUUACCCCGUGUUUAAUGCGAUCCAUUCCAGCAAAUGCUACUUUGUUCUUUGUUGUUGAAACAAUCAGAAAGUAUCUUCCGAUAUAGGCCUGACAAGGUUUUAAGACCGAGACUCUCCUAGUUAAAGAAUUAUGAGAAAUUUUGUGACCAAAAACUGGUUACGAAACACAUCGCAGCAAUAUCAACAAUAUCGACAACUUUCAAUCUUAAAAUAAGCAGCUAGUCUAUGGCCCGUUUCUAGAAGAUCCUAGUAACUUAGCGGGCCCGUAAAGCUGCUCUGUUUUCAUUUAAGAUGGGGGUUUAGAGGGUUAAAUUAAAAUAUAAAACUUUCAUAUAAAGAAACAAGAACGAUUGGCUAAGGUGCAAGAACCUGCCUCGCAAUUCUUUAACUUCUGAUUCUAUGGCUUGGGGCCCGUUCAGUUACUUGGACCAUCUAGAAAAAGCCCUCCCCUCCCCAGCUCGCAGAUAGCUAGUGCUAUUCUAGGCGGGAUAAUCUUCAAAAUCUAAUCAAGGAUUCCUAGAUUACCAUACAUUAAUAUUGACAUAGCUAUGGCUGUUUCAACAACUCGGGGAAUUCUCACAUCAAAUGUCUUGGUUCUAAUUGAAUUAAAUAUUGCCGGCAAAAAACGGUUAUUAGCCACCAAAAGAUGGAUCACC